Molecule: messenger RNA, 2854 nt
Organism: Arabidopsis lyrata subsp. lyrata
Lineage: Eukaryota; Viridiplantae; Streptophyta; Magnoliopsida; Brassicales; Brassicaceae
Product: LRR receptor-like serine/threonine-protein kinase GSO2
Exons: 2
Coding region: 85-2688 (867 amino acids)
Molecular function (GO): protein binding
Source: RefSeq, a predicted model, not a curated record
AUACGCUUGGAGGUAAUUUGCAUUGAACUAACAACACUUCCAAAUUGCUUUGGAUUCAUUUGCUUUUUUUUUAUCUUAUUUGCAAUGGAGGGGACGCUUUUCUUGGGACAAUACUUGAUAUGGAUGAUGAUACUGUUGGCACAGCUACAUGGAUACAAAAGCUGUAUUCAGAAAGAAAGGACUGCUUUAUUGGAGCUCAAGAAAUACCUGAUCUCAACAAGUAGAGAAGGGGCCUUCGACCAUGUUCUCACUACUUGGACUAAUGACAGAAACAUCAAUUGUUGCCACUGGAAGGAAAUUAAGUGCAAUCUUACAAGCGGACGGGUGACCAGGAUUGCCUUUGGUAAUUUGUAUCUCAAAGAGAGUACUCUCCUAAAUCUUUCUUUGCUCCAUCCCUUUGAAGAAGUUCAAAGUCUGAACUUAUCUGGAUCCAAUAUCAAUGGCUUGUUUGAUGAUGUUGAAGGGGUUUGCGAACUGAAGAAUAUGCAAGAGCUAUAUCUUAGUUACAAUUAUCUAGGUCAGUUUCCUCUAUGUUUAACUAGCUUGACUGGACUUCGAGUUCUUGAUCUCUCCUCGAACCAAUUGACUGGGAAGCUACCUUCUGCUCUCGCUAACCUUGAAUCUCUUGAAUACUUAUCUUUGUUUGAUAACAACUUCGAAGGCCACUUUUCUCUUGGUUGGCUCGCCAACCUCUCAAAGCUUACGGUGUUCAAGCUUUCUUCAAAAGCUAACUCACUUCAAGUAGAGUCUGAAAGUUCUUGGAAGCCGAAAUUUCAGCUGAGUUUUAUUGUGCUACGGUCUUGCAAUAUGGAGAAGGUUCCUCAUUUUCUCCUACACCAGAAUGAUCUGCGCCAAGUUGAUCUCUCUGACAAUAAUAUUUCUGGAAAGUUUCCUUCUUGGCUGUUGGCGAACAAUACCAAACUCGAAAGUUUGCUUCUACAGAAUAAUUCCUUAACCAGCUUUCAACUACCAAAAGCUGCUCACAAUCUACUUUUCCUGGAAGUGUCAGUUAAUGAAUUCAAUCAGCUCUUACCAGAUAACAUUGGGUGGAUACUUCCUCGUUUAAAGUUCAUGAAUCUUGCUAACAACAGUUUUCAAGGAUAUAUGCCAUCUUCUUUUGGUAACAUGGAAAUGAUUGAAUAUAUGGAUAUAUCUCGCAACGGAUUUGACGGAGAUCUAGCAUCUUCUCUCGGUAACAUGGAAAAGAUUGAAUAUAUGGAUAUAUCUCACAACAAUUUCCAUGGGAAGCUACCAAAACGUUUUCUUAACGGUUGUUAUUCUUUGGUAAUCUUGAAGCUUUCACAUAACAAACUAAGUGGUGAGAUUUUUCCAGAAUCAACAAACUUCACUCGUGUAUCUCUUCUAUCUAUGGAUAACAAUCUGUUCACAGGAAAGAUUGGACAAGGUUUACGGAGAUUGAGAUCAUUGCGAGAGCUUGACAUCUCCAACAACAAACUCACGGGUGUUAUUCCAAGUUGGAUUGGCGAACUUCCAUCCUUAAAUGCAUUACUGCUUCCAAACAACUCGUUGGAAGGUGACAUACCUGUUUCCUUGUUUAACACAUCAUAUCUGAAGCUAAUAGACCUCUCUGCAAAUAAUUUAUCUGGGGGCAUACCUCCAUACGUCAGCUCUGAAUAUGGGGCAAAGUUAUUCCUGCAAGACAAUAAUUUAUCAGGGGUUAUUCCAGAAACAUUGCUUACACAUGUCGAUGUACUUGAUCUGAGAAAUAACAGAUUGUCUGGGAAUAUUCCGGAGUUCACCAGCAUCCAAGAGAUCCGUAUUCUUCUUCUACGAGGGAACAAUUUAACAGGCCAUAUUCCUCGGCACUUGUGUGCCAACAUUCAACUUCUUGAUCUUGCUAACAACAGAUUAAAUGGAUCUAUAUCUUCAUGUCUUAGCAAUAAUACGUCACUUGGUUUGGGAAACGAGGAUUAUACGUCAUAUGCUGAUGCAGUUGAAGUCUUCCCUGACUCUGAUACUGAAACGGACUACACAGAAGAUGUAGAUUUGAAAUAUAGGCGUACGCUAGGUCGACAGAAUGGAACUAGCUACGAUGCAGCCACCAAGACGAAGAUUGAGUUUGCAACAAAACACAGAUAUGAUGCCUACAAGGGUGGAAAUCUCGAAUUAUUGUUUGGGAUUGAUCUCUCAGAAAAUGAGCUGAGCGGUGAGAUCCCUGUAGAGCUUGGAGAUCUUCUGCAACUACUUUCUCUCAAUCUUUCUCACAACAACUUAUCAGGUGUGAUACCAGAAAGCUUCUCACGUUUGGAGAAUGUGGAAAGCCUUGAUCUUUCCUUCAACCGACUACAAGGCAGGAUCCCGCCACAACUAACUGAUCUGAGCAGCCUAGCUGUGUUCAAUGUCUCAUACAACAACUUAUCGGGAGUCAUUCCACAGGGGAAACAGUUUAACACCUUCGACACGCGAAGCUACUUAGGUAAUCCUCUUUUUUGUGGGAAACCAACCAACCUAAGCUGCGAGAGCAAUAGCUUUCAAGAACCAGAUCAUGGAGUGGAAGCUGAUGAAUUCACAACCGACAUGGGAUCUUUCUACUGGAGUUUUGCAGCAGCCUAUGUGACCAUACUUAUUGGGAUACUCGCAUCACUCUCUUUUGAUUCUCCUUGGAGCAGAGCUUGGUUCUACAUCGUUGAUACUUUCGUCCUCAAGGUUAGGAAUUUGUUGUGUUAAAACACUGCAUGUGCCCCAUGCAUGUUCUUACGUGCUAGUUUCAGUGUCGUCCGCAUCUGUUGUUCUUCUCAAACCUACUGCUGUGUUUCACAAAACCAGAACAUAACUUAUGUUUUGGUUCCUCUGUACUGUCUUUUGCCUUUGAAUAAAUGAAAUGCCUCAUACA